GGGGCGAGGAGGAAGCGUUAGCGCAGCCGACGAGCGACAGAAUUACCAGAAAGUGGUGAAAUUGCAGUUUCAUCUUCAGCCGACAACAAUGCAUACCGCAAAACCCAGGAUGGUGGUUCCUUAUGGCCUCAAGACUCUGCUUGAGGGCGUGAGCAGAGCAGUUCUCAAAGCCAGUCCCGCCAACAUCACUGAGUUUGCUGCUGUAUAUUUCAGGGAGCUGAUCGUUUUUCGAGAAGAACACCCUAAUUUGGACAUUAAAGAUCUGGUGAGAGAAUUCCAUGCCACUAGAGUGGAGGGAUGGGCUGAAGGAACAGCCACAGCGAUGCCCCGUUCCAAACGGGCCGAUGUCGGAGAUGCAUUUCGGUCAGGCUUAGACACGACUCCAAUUUCUGACGAACCCAAACGGAAGGAGAAAUCUACUGACACAGAAGAGGACCAGAUAAACGAAGAGCCUCAGUGCGAACUGAGCACCAAGACGACCCAAUACCCAUCCACUGUUGACGAAUUUGUAGAGAAGGCUGUCGACGAAAAGGCAGCUGGACUCGCCUACGUCCCAGCCGAUCCGGCCCAGCUAGCAGCACAGAUGCUAGCCAUGGCAACAAGCGAACCAGGACAGCCACCACCAUAUUCUAAUGUGUGGACUCUCUAUUGUCUAACUGAUUUGAAACAACAAGGUCGUAAGUCACCACCUCCACCACCCCUUCCACCUGUUGGAACUGGUGCUCCUGUUUCCCAGGCAACCCUGUUCAUAUCUAGUGGUAAGGACCAAACGCAGUAUCUACAGCCGCAGAUGAUACAACACGGUCAACCACCACAAGUGUCCUCUCCAACUUAUGUGAUGAUGGAAGAUGGGAAGAAGGGAAGUGCGCCACCUUUCAUUUUAGUGGGCUCUUCUGUUCAGAAUAAACAGGACUGGAAACCCAUCCCUGGCCAUGCUGUCCUCACACAGCCAGAUGCCGCUGGUACUGUGAGGAGGUUCGCUACAAUACCUGUACCAGUCGCCCGGGCAGCAGAUCCGAAAAUGGCCAACCCCAAUUUUAACUCUGCACAGGAUAGCGGCAGGCCUCCAACUCCAGUUUUUCUUUCAGUUGCCAUACCACUGGAAGAUGUGAUGAAUGGGAAGAAGGGCUCAGGGUCUGGGGAUAAAGCACCCUUUGCAGGCAGCUAUGGUAUAGCAGGAGAGAUCACAUUUACUACUGCCUCAGUAUGCAGGACAGAAUAGCGAACAGAUUGAGAAGCGGUGCUGUCCAACAUUUCACCCCAGAAUGGAAACCUGCAUCUUUAAUUUAAAAAUUGAUUAACUAGUACAAGCAAUAAAGCAAUGCAAGCAAUCUUAAUCUAAAGGCUUUUAAGUAUGUGUGUGAGCAAAAAAUUGACAUACAUGGACAUUUGGGGUGCUUUUGUUGAAGUUUAUGCAUAGU
Molecule: messenger RNA, 1421 nt
Organism: Elgaria multicarinata webbii
Lineage: Eukaryota; Metazoa; Chordata; Lepidosauria; Squamata; Anguidae
Gene: CABYR
Product: calcium binding tyrosine phosphorylation regulated
Exons: 6
Coding region: 89-1222 (377 amino acids)
Biological process (GO): sperm capacitation
Cellular component (GO): sperm fibrous sheath; cytoplasm
Molecular function (GO): calcium ion binding
Source: RefSeq, a predicted model, not a curated record